CUAUGAUCUUUUAGAGUGUUUUAAAACUUACGUAAGUACUUAUAAUUUGUUUUACUGUGGUUAAAUAAAAUCAUUUCAUUAAAAAAAAUAAUAAAGGUUACAGUUAAUAAUAAUAACUAAACUAUAGCUAAUAUUAAUUAAACUUAAAACUAAAAUUACGGUGAAACGAAACAACUCAAUCUAAAAAUUACAAGAAUUGUGGUUGAGAGCUUGCAUUUUUUAUUUGAGCAAAUAAAUAUCUAAGAAUCUUUAAAUUAUGCUUAAUCUUUAAAUUAUGCUUUUUAAAUAAUAAUUUCUUGUGUGCUAUCCCGGACUACGAUGUCUGUCCGAAAUAAAUUUUAUUCAGAUCUGUCCAGCCAUCUUUGUGAAUAACAAACCUGUAAUUUGUAAAAAUUGCUUUGAAUGAAAAACAUAUUAAGUUGCUUAGAUAUUUUUUACUAAAUAUUAACCGCAUCAUGACCUAAAUUGCCUCAUAAUUACCUCUCUUCUUCAAUUAAACGAAAAUCUGUGAGAGAAGUAAGCAUAAUAAUCUACAUAAUUUCAGUUCAGAGAGAAAAGAUCGAGUCGAGAUCCUCAAUUAGAAUUUUUAAAGAUUAAUAAUGCUUGUCAAUUAUUUUUGCAGAUAUGAAAACCAUGAGAAGGAAGAUAAUUUUACUAUUAACACUUCUACUCGUAUCAGAUGAUGUAUUCGGAAAGAAUGGGAAUAAAACCAACAAACAGACAAAACGCUUUCAUAAAACCAACAAUAACGACAGCAAACAUAAAUUUAAUGCUCGCGUAAAAAGAUCUUUGAGCACUGAAAAGAUAUUACUGUCUAACAAAGAUGUAAUAAACGAGGAUUCUAAUCAAUACAAUUAUCUUGAUAACAAAGAAAAAACUUUAAAACUAAAAUCAAUCGAUGAUCAAGAUUCUCCGUUUUGGGGUAACAGAGGUAGACGCGAAAGUUCUUCCGACGAAACAGUUCCUGACGUUCAAUUACCAAAUCCGAAAUAUAAGCAGAAUAAAAAUUUAUACAAAGUAAUAUUGAACUUAGAUCCAAAAUUUAAAGAUGAAGUUUCUCCAUUUUGGAGCAACCGAGGAAGACGUAGUUCUGAUGAAUCUAAAGAUGACGAUCCACCUGAAGACUUCUUUUGGGCAAAUAGAGGAAGGAGACAAGAUGAUGACCCUUUCUGGGGUACAAGAGGUAGAAGACAAGAUGAUGAAAAUCCUUUCUGGGGCAAUAGAGGUAGAAGGGACAAUCUCAUUUCAUCAUUUUCAAGCAGCAAGGACAGGAUUGACGACGAAGAACCUUUCUGGGGUAAUCGUGGGAGACGACAGGAACAGGAACCAUUUUGGGGAAACAGAGGAAGGAGGGAUUCAUUUGAAACCUUAAUUCACGGAAAAAAUAAAUUAAAAUCGCUGUACUUGUACAAAGAUGUAAUAAACAAUAAAAAUGAGCUGAAAGAUUCUGUCAUUGAUGCUAUAAGUGAUUUAAAAAAUAACAAUGGCAACUAUGAGAGGAAUAGAAGAGACGAUCAUACACCAUUUUGGAUCAACAGGGGAAGAGAUAGUAAACUUAAAUCUUUAUUUAAUGGUAUAGCAAGAAAUCGUAUGGAAUAUAAUCCAAAUACUGCUAACAACAACUUGGAAAAUGAACCGCAUACUAAGACGUUUCAGCAGAAUACUGUUCACGAUGAUAGAAUUUAUGCUGAAGAACCUCAUUAUAUACUAGUGGAACGUAGCAGUCGUUCUUCAGCGGAGGACGAUCCAUUUUUUAUCACAAGAGGUAAAAAGCAUAGUUCUUACAUGAAUAAGGCGACUCGGGGACGACGUGGAGCGUUAGAAGAACUUGUAAAAUCUGUACGUAAUGAUCCAUAUUACAUAGCUAGAGGUAAAAAAGACUAUAUAAACGUUGGCAAAUCGAAUGCAACACAGAUCCAAUUCCUCAAAACAAGAGAUCUCAUAUGUGCAACAGUUGAACUGUUAACGAUGAAGUAUUCAGAAGGAAACAAAGUGAAAAGACAAGCAAUAGACAACGACAGGGAUAGAAGAACGAUUUUGAAGAAGUUGGCAUUACAACUACAGAUGGACCCGUACUUUGUGAGCCGAGGGAAGAAAGAUGAUGUAAGCAAUAUCGAUACGGAUGCUUUAGAGCAAUUUAUAAACAAAGUUAUUGUUUUAUGCAAUUAGACUGACAGACAAAGGGCGAGUUGGUCAAAAUCAUCACAAAUUUCGAUAAAAACGUUACAUUUUACAUAAAAACUACGCAGUAGGCUGGAAUUUGGCUUUUGCCAUUUAUGGAUUUUAUAGUAUAUAAUAUAUAAAAACGAUAUUAUGAUGAUAAGUAAUUCUUAAAAAUGCUAGGCUGCAAUCACUAUGUACUAAGAACAUUAAACAUUCAUUUUAAUUGUUUGUAUCAUUAUUGUGAGCUUGUGAACUUUUCAUGUGAUUAGUAAAUCAUCGAUGAAUUAAAAAUAGUGUUUCAUUUUAUAUGAGUUUUGUCACAUUACAGAGAAACAUAAUCAAUCGUAGCUAAUGUAUCAAAUAAGUAACAUUUGCACAUUAAAUAUUGCAUUAAAUAUUCACCAACGACUUGCAGCGGGUUAUCAAAUUGUUACCUAUUGUUUUCUUUUGUUUGUCUUGUACAAAUCACUAAUA
Messenger RNA from Bicyclus anynana (squinting bush brown), 2637 nucleotides. RefSeq lists its product as uncharacterized. The record is from RefSeq and is a predicted model, not a curated record. The transcript has a single exon. Bases 625 to 2169 code for a protein of 514 amino acids. NCBI's taxonomy places the organism in Eukaryota, Metazoa, Arthropoda, Insecta, Lepidoptera, Nymphalidae.